This is a messenger RNA of Nilaparvata lugens (brown planthopper), 5507 nucleotides long. RefSeq names its product nose resistant to fluoxetine protein 6-like. Lineage: Eukaryota; Metazoa; Arthropoda; Insecta; Hemiptera; Delphacidae. Gene Ontology annotation, molecular function: acyltransferase activity, transferring groups other than amino-acyl groups. The record is from RefSeq and is a predicted model, not a curated record. Bases 398 to 2587 code for a protein of 729 amino acids. The transcript is spliced from 8 exons.
UCUCUAUGAUAUUACAUCAAUAAACCUGUAUCAGCUACCGUCUAUAGAAGGCAUUGACAGACAGAGGAUCGGCAACGUUGUUCUCCCAUCUUUCUCCACUGCCAUUAUAACGUGGACCUCAUAAUAGUUUACCUGUAUUGUAUUCGACUAACUAGCUUUAUUUAAUUGACAAUAAGCCUCUUUCCUGAUUCAUAAUAGAAUAUAACAAGUAAGGUAUACAGUGAUAGACGUCAACCUUAACAGUAUAGUUCUACUUCCUCUAUUAGUCUAUCAGAUAUGUUCUUCUCAAAAGGAGGUGAAACUAAGUCAGUGUACCAAAGGCUACAUUAGCGUCAUUGGAAUAACAAUUAUCUGAAAAACAAUUGAUUAAAUUCAUAGAAAAGUAUAGCUGUACAACAUGGGAAAACUGAUAGUGAUUCUACAAACAACUGUUGUUUUAUUAUGGAUUUUGGAAACGAAACUAGUGAGAUGUGAAUUGUGGGUUGCUAAACCUUUGACAAAAGCUUUGUGGGGGUUUUCUCCGAGUCCAGUAAACAAUACUCUAUGCAGAGAGCAAUCUUCAAUCUACAAACAGAAUUUGGCAAAUCUUACACUAUGGGCUAUUCAAAUGCUGGAUGCAAGCACCCUAGCCCCUAACGGUCUCGUAGCAGGCGACAUCCACCAGUUGGGUCACUUUGACUCUUGCAUGGCGACCCGGGGACCUGUGCAGCCCCAGUUCUGUGUACCAACCAUCAUGUUCCAACCAUUUUCGAAAAUAUUCCCCACAUUCGACGACGGUAACUACUCUAGAGGAUUCGAAGGAGAUGAUAACACAACAUGGAGUUUACAAAUAUGGGAAAAGAUGAAGCCCAAUCCAGAUGCAAGUAAACAACGGAGAGACCGUCUGCAUUGGGGCCUGUGUCUGCCGGCCUCCUGCCGACCUCUAGAGAUCCAAACAGAGCUGAAUGAAACCCUAAAUAGUCUCUCCGCAGAGAGCCACAUUCAUUUCCAAGUCUCCCUGAGUGACCUGAUGUGCUACAAUCCCCAUAAGGAGUUCUCAGACCGUUAUACGGGACCUGAAAAAUCUGCCGGAUUCUAUAUCAUGUGCUACUUGCUUGCAAUUCUUGGAGUGAUAUUGGUUAUAGCAACAGUUACUGAUAUACUGCUGGGAGUAGGGCGUACACAGGGCGAUGAUUCGUCAACUCGGAAGAUGAACGACACUUAUAAGAAAAGUUUAUUCUUGCAGCUUUACUCAGUUCGAUUAAAUUUGGAACGAUUGACUAGAAAGGACAAAUCCUCAGAAUUCGAUAUUUUGAACGGCAUGAAAUUCGUGCUGCUUUUUUUCGUGGUGACAGGUCACAGGGGACUCUUCAAUAUGGGGACCGCUCUGUCGGAUCCUGAGUACGUCGAAAGUCUCUACAGAAGCAUUCCUUACCUGGGAGUGAUGAACGGAAAUUAUAUGGUUGAUGGCUAUUUGACAAUCAGUGGUUUUCUCACAUUCCACAAAGUUUAUCGAAUGCUGAACAAAACCAAACAGUUCAACUUCAUACAGCUUGUGCUCUACAGAUGGCUGAGGAUAAUCCCAGUAUACAUGUUCAUCGUGGCAUUCUACGCAAUACUGUUGCCACACCUUGGCAGGGGGCCACUAUGGCAGGAGCAGAUUGUACGCGAAUCAAACCGCUGCCAACAAAACUGGUGGACAAACUUCCUCUUCAUCAACAACUACGUACACUCUGACGACCAGUGUCUCCUGGUAUCAUGGUAUCUCGCCUGUGAUCUCCACUUCUUCAUCCUCGGAUCCAUCUUGGUAUAUCUCAUCUGGCUUCAACCUAGAUUCUCUUGGAUUACCAUGUUUACCACGUUUACCAUCAGUAUUUCUAUCCCGUUUAUAAUUACCUAUACAGGGAGUUACUAUGGAGUAUUGAGGAGCUACACAAGCUUCUAUGCGGAUCCUGUAAAAUGGUUUGAUUUCUACGCGGUGUAUGGGAGAACACACAACCGGGCAGCCCCCUAUGUUAGUGGUAUCAUCACGGGGUACAUCACUCAAACGAUACUAGAUAAAAAGAUACAAAUCCCCCCCAAAAUCAAACUUUGGAUCACUGUUUUGAUCAUCAUCAUCAUUUUCCCAAUUUUAUUCAUGAGUUCCCUGUUUUAUUUGUACCCCUACAACGCGUUGAUGAAUGCAGUUUAUGCUUCAACGCACCGAGUCCUCUACGCCUGCUUCCUCAACUGGUUGAUCGUUGUCCAGGUCACUACAGGGUGGGAGGUUCUCAACGGUCUAUUAUGUUCCCCUUGGUGCAUCCCCUUCAGCCGUCUAUCUUUGUGUGCAUUACUAAUCCACCCUCUACUCCAACUCUACUCCGUGGCAACCUUGAGGACAUCUGAGUUCUACACAUAUUCGAAGGGUUAUUAUGUUGGAACAGCUGAUAUGUUUGUAUCGUUUUUCUUCUCCUUGUUUUUGUAUCUGAGCGUGGAAGCGCCUUGCAGUACAUUGCAGAAUAUUAUGUUUGGACUGUUGUUGGGUAGAAAGUCUGGUGGGAGAACGAAAGGAGAGAAAAGUGGUGAUGGUGUGCAUAUAGCAGAUACUGAAGAGAAUACACGAGUCUAGAUCUACUUGGGGCCGGUUUCCGAGCUCGGUAUUUAGCUGAAAGGCUGGAAAAAAACUUUCUACUCGUGAUAUUUUUCAAAGUUUUCCGAUUUGUAUAUCAUCAAGCUAUCACGAUGGAAAAGUUUUCUCAGGAAAAUAUUUUUCCGAUCAUUAAGCUGGGUUCACACCAAAGUUAUAAACAAAAUGUUAAUAACCUAAUUCUUAUAGAUUCUACGGAUGGAAAUUACUAAGAUAUUGCAAUUAUUCAAAUUUUAAUGAAUCAAUCAUUAUUACUAAAAGAAAAUCCAAAUUAAAUGCUGUAAAUCACCCGAAGACUUCUGCUACUGCAGAUAUUGACAACAGGGUAAACAGCUAGAUGGAAUUCGAUGAGCGCUACUAUUCAAAAAUUAUUUGUCAGCCGGGAAUCGAACCCAGUACCUCCUAAUUGCUGGUCAGGAAUGCUUACCCUUACACCAAACUGACAAUCUCUGGAUAGCAGCGCUCAUUUUAUACGAAGCCAUAGCGGCCAGCCAGUCUACAGAUGGCUAAAUUACAUGAUUUUCGUUUAAUAAUGAUAAAUAAUUCAUUAGCAUUUGAAAAAUUGCAAUAUCUCAGUAGUUUUCAUCUGUGAACAAAAUUUUUAUUGAAAUGAAAAAUUAAAUGAAAUUUAUUGAUUCCUUUUCACAAAAAAAUAGCAAAAUACAGUUUAGGAAAAAUAGGAACUAAGUUGACCAUACUAAGCAGUAUUUAUGGUCAGCUUACAGAAAAAAUAGCAUGGUCAUCAUUGCUAAAAAAAUUACAAAAAUGGUUAUAACUUGAUUUUAAGUUAUACAAAAUGAAAUAGAAUAAUAUUAAAAACAAUAUAAAAACCUUAUAGUGCCCUCUUUUAUUAAAAACUUUAAAAUAUUUCAACGACUAGUUAAAUGUGAUAGACUAAAGCUGCGUUUACAUCAAAGUUAUUAACAAAAUAAUUAUAGAUUCUAUUAGAUUGAACAUAACUCAUAAUACACAUGAUGAACAUAUGUGUUUGUCAAGUUCCGUUCAAUCUAAUAGAAUCUUUAAGGAUUAAGUUAUUAACAUUUUGUUAAUAACUUUGGUGAAAACACGGCUUAAAUGCAACACCAAUGUUUAUCAAAUAAACUGCCAUUAUGGAGUGACCUUACUAUAUAAUUUGUAUUUUUGUAUAUAAGCUACUUUUAUGUGAAUAGAAAACUUUCUAUUACAUUUCUCUGAAACUUUUCAAUGUCUUGCCUGUGAAUAUAAAAAAAUUAACAUUGAAGAUAUUCACGAAUAGAGUUGAACGAUUUCUGUUGAUGGAUCCAGUUUAUGAAAUAAAAGUGUUCUAUGAUGUAGGCUAGUUGACAAUAUGCUUGAUUAGCAACUAUUUUUAUUAGUGAACUAGCCGUCAGGCUCGCUUCGCUCGCCAUAUCCGUCUAGCCAGGGGGCUCCGCCCCCUGGACCCCCGACUGGAUCGUCCGAGAAUGAGAUCAGCAGGCUCGCUUCGCUCGCCUGCAUUUUUCAUUUGAGCAUUUUUAUCAUAUGUUAGAGCAAUCCAGUCGGGGGUCCAGACUAAACGUCUGGCUAAACGGAUAUGGCGAGCGAAGCGAGCCUGACGGCUAGUAAUAUAAUAUUCCCAGGAUUGAAGUAGCAGUGCCCAAUCAAUUUUCCGCGAUAAAUGCAUUUAGAUCUUCAACUUGGUGCCAACCUAAUAUAGUCAACUCAACUUAAUGCCAACCUGACAAAAUUAUUAAUUUAGUUGCCAGUUAACAACUGUUUCGAAGAGGUACUCUAUCUAGAUUAUAGUUCUAUAGUAACAUAUGAUAUGGAAAUUUCAAUUAUAAAUUAAGAGAUUGGGAGAAGAAGAAUAUACAUGCUAAAAGACGAACUUUAAACCCUUAAAAACAACCCUUAGAGUUAAAAUAUUGCCAAAAGAUUUCUUAGUGCGCCUCUAAAGGGCCAACUGAACAUACCUACCAAAUUUGAACGCUUUUGGUCCGGUAGAUUUUUAGUUAUGCGAGUGAGUGAGUGAGUGAGUGAGUGAGUCAGUCAGUCAGUCAGUCAGUGAGUGAGUGCCAUUUCGCUUUUAUAUAUAUAGACUAGUCAUAAGAUUAUGUCUUAAGAGUGUGUUCUGUGUUUUACUUCUAUUGUUAUGGAAAUAAGUAUAUUUUUAUGUUUAUAAAAUAUUGUAAUGUCUUGCUUGUAAUUAUAUUAUUUGUUGAUUUCCUUCAAUAAGAGAAUAUUCAAAAAUCAAAUAUAAAAGUUGUUGUAUGAGAAAUGAUAUUGUGGAAUUUUUGCAUAAAUGAAAAUACGCAGUUUUAUUGUUGUCACAUCAACAUUUUUAUCAUAUUUAUGAAAUUAUAUUUGGACUACCUACCUACUUACAUAUAGCAAUUAUUAUAAUCCAUUUAGGUCUUAAAUACCCACUAACAUACCAAUAAUUGGUUCAUUGUUAAUAUUAUAGGUCAUUAUUAGGUAUUACCCUAAUAAUAUUCUAUUUUGAAAUAAAUAAAUAUAAUAUAUAAAUGUGUUACAGGUGUAUUGGAAACAGAAAAAAUAUAUACCAAUGAUAAUCAUUCUUUUUAACAAGCUAUAACCUGGUUAUUUUCAUCUUGGGAUGCAAUGGACCCCACAAAUCCUGAUUUAUUGUUGAGAAGAAUGUGCAAGCUAUAUAAGAUUCGUUUGAGGAUUACGAUGAUGUAGGUACCUAUUUAAAAAUAUCAGACACUCCUCUAAAGCAGGAGUCUCCAACCUUUUUUAUUCAAGGGCCACAUUGUUAAUUCUUGGGAGGCUUAGAGGGCCAAUAUCAAGGAUGUACAUGGAAUUUCACUUGUGGAUUUAGGGGGUGUAAAAUUAUCAUAUUUCCAUUAAAAUAAUAUGAGGAGUUUUAAGUAGGUUUAAUUAAAACACAGGAAGAAACAAACCAAUUCAUUUAACUUCAAUA